AUGACAUUUCGUGAUAUUAUAAAUUAUUUUAGCAGAUCAAAUUCAAAGUUCAAUAGAGUCACCCUUGGAGUUAAAUCACCUACAUUUAUAAGAUGGAGAAUAACUGAUUUCAUACUUGUAUUAUUAUUAGUACUUGCAUUUUUCAUUACUCCAAAUAUAAAACCAUUUCAUAGACAAUUUUAUUUAAAUGAUAUUACUAUUCAACAUCCAUUUAAAGAAAGAGAAACAGUUAAUGUUUUUGAAUUAUUCCUAUACAGUACCGUUAUUCCAUUAGCUAUAACAUUUGGAAUUUGUUUUAUUUUAACUACUCCAAAACAUAAAAUUUAUAAUACUUAUAUUGCUACUAUGGGUUUAUUUUUAAGUGUAUUGAUAACUUCUUUGUUUACGGAUAUUUUAAAAAAUUGGAUUGGUAGAUUACGUCCUGAUUUCUUAUCCCGUUGUGAACCAGCUAAAGAUACUCCUAAAGAUAAAUUAGUUUCUAUUGAAGUUUGUACUACUACAAAUUUGGAAAGAUUAGAGGAUGGAUUUAGAACAACUCCAAGUGGACAUUCAUCAAUAAGUUUUGCUGGAUUAUUUUUCUUGACUUUAUUUUUAUUGGGUCAAUUUCAAGCUAUCAAUACUAAAACAAGUAGUACUAGAACUAUACUUUGUUUUAUUCCAUUUUUAGUUGCUUGUUGGAUUGCUCUUAGUAGAACUGAAGAUUAUAGACAUCAUUUUGUUGAUGUUUUAAUUGGUUCUUGUAUUGGAUUGAUUAUUUCUACUUGGCAAUAUUUUAGAUUAUUCCCUUGGAUUGGCCAUAAAGAAUCUUUCCAUAAUUUGAUUAUUGUUGAAGAAGAAAAUGAUGAAUAUAAAGAUGAUGAAAAUAGUUAUACUAGAAUAGCUGAUAAUGCAUCUAAUGUAUAG
Messenger RNA from Candida tropicalis MYA-3404, 903 nucleotides. RefSeq names its product bifunctional diacylglycerol diphosphate phosphatase/phosphatidate phosphatase (gene DPP3). The coding region runs from base 1 to 903 and encodes 300 amino acids. Gene Ontology annotation, biological process: phospholipid metabolic process. Gene Ontology annotation, molecular function: phosphatidate phosphatase activity. The transcript has a single exon. The record is from RefSeq and is a predicted model, not a curated record. Lineage: Eukaryota; Fungi; Ascomycota; Pichiomycetes; Serinales; Debaryomycetaceae.